Molecule: messenger RNA, 1513 nt
Organism: Strongylocentrotus purpuratus (purple sea urchin)
Lineage: Eukaryota; Metazoa; Echinodermata; Echinoidea; Camarodonta; Strongylocentrotidae
Product: homeobox protein HB1-like
Exons: 3
Coding region: 385-1476 (363 amino acids)
Biological process (GO): regulation of transcription by RNA polymerase II
Cellular component (GO): nucleus
Molecular function (GO): RNA polymerase II cis-regulatory region sequence-specific DNA binding; DNA-binding transcription factor activity, RNA polymerase II-specific
Source: RefSeq, a predicted model, not a curated record
UCAUCAUUAUUGGUUCCCGCGCUUUUUGGAAUGCAUCCAUUUGAGUUCAUCUCGAGAUGAUUCAAUAUUUUUGAAGCACAUUAUAGAACUACAGGUUAUACUCGGAAUCGGUCAUCCUAUAAAAUAGCGAAUUGAAUUGUUUUAUACGGUAUAUUAUCUUGGUGGUGUACGAACGCAAUAUUAACUUCUCUAUAACUUAAAGGGAUGUUGUCUAAAAACACUCAGGUAUAUUGAAUUAGUUAUUGACUUUUGUUAGAUUUUUUUUGGAAGUGGAUACUGAACACAAUAUUCGACCAAAGUUCAAGAAAUUUUGCUCUAGCCACCCUAUAAAAUCUACAAUUUUUUUAAAUUCAAGGCCAUCAAAAUCAGCGUUGUAGCUUAGAAAUGUCGGGAGUUUUAUCCCCGGAAGAACAAAUCAGUGAUGUAUUCGAGAAAAGCGAGCGAAACUCCGUCACAACCACCAACCCAUCUUCACCUAUCAUGUCUGUCUACCAAAAAGAAAAAAAUCACGGAAGCCCGAGCAACACCGGCAAUACAUGUAGCAACAGCAGCAGCAGCAUUGAUGAACCAGCCUCUACCACCACCACCACCACCUCCCCCGCCGCCAUCUCCCUGUCUCAGCUUGUCGGAUCAUGGUCACGUGGAUGCGAGGCACGCUUCUCGGCGUUUACCGCCGUUAAUUCGAACCCGUCUUCAAGCCAGCGACUCGGCGUCGGUUUGUGUCACGGGAGCGGAGUGCUCCAGCGUCUCGGCGCCUCCCUCGCUGGCAGCAGGGACGAAGAGAAACUUGGCGCCACCACCUGCAGCAGCGACAACAUCGCCACCACAGCUUCAGCAUCCUAUUCAACAGCAACCUCAACCGCAACAACAGCAGCAGCUAUCGCCAUUCCAAACAUUACCACACAUCACCAUCACCUAGGUAGCAACCAUCAUCAUUUGGGCAGCGGGUUUAGAUUGUAUUCGAAGUUGGAUGUCGCAGGGGAACCCCCUUCACCAGCGCCCAUCCAUGGCGCCGCGUUCCCUUUUGCUGGUCUGCAUGGCUUGUCCAUGACAGCGGGUGCCAGAGUUCCUCUUGGCCCACCUGGAGCUAUAUUGGGACGAAAACGUCGAAAGGAAAACCGGCAGCGCCGCCAGCGGACAACAUUCACUAGUGAACAGACCAUCAAACUCGAGAUGGAAUACCACAGGACAGAGUACAUCACACGCAUGCGCAGAGUAGAACUAGCAGAGAUGCUGAGUCUGACGGAAACACAGAUCAAGAUAUGGUUUCAGAAUAGACGGGCGAAGGAUAAGAGAAUCGAAAAGGCGCAGAUUGAUCAGCAAUACAGGAGUCUGGGGCUGCCGACACCCGGUAGCAUGUGUGGUUUCUCCCCUGCCUUUACUGGUCUGUGCGGCCCGUGUUGUUACUGCCCAACCAGUGUACCAGCGCACGGGAUCCACACGCUGCCACCGACCCUCCAUUCGGCAUUCCGAUGAUGGACAACCUCACCUACACUAUGAACAUGACGGACAA